GGUCUUUCAUUAAUCGUUAAAUAUUUUGUUUAAUUACCGUUGAACAAGACCAUUCAACGCAGGACAAAGAAAAAAAAAAGAUUCUAAACAAGAGAGCCAUGGAUCCUCCAAGUCAAGUCAAUGAAGACAGUGAAAUAAUACCAGACCAAGAAGAAGAAGCAGCUCUGUUGCUCCUAAAAAAAGUGACCCCACCAAUCCUUCUGAAGGAAUCAGCAGGUGAUAACUCUUGCUCUAUCUUCAGAAUCCCUCACACUCUUGGGCGAGCCAACAACACAGCUUAUGCACCCAAGAUAGUCUCGAUAGGCCCUUAUCACCAUCCUGAUGACAAAGAACAUGGACAUCUCAAGAUGAUCGAGGAGCACAAGCAGCGUUAUCUGGAGUUAUUCGUGUCAAAGACCAAGGAGAAUGGCGUCAGUCUUAGUCACUUAGUCAAAGUAGUCUCGGAUAUGGAACCGAAGAUAAGAGAUUCUUAUUCCGAGAAUCUUGAACUUAGUCAAGAAAAGCUGACCAGGGUGAUGCUUCUUGAUAGUUGUUUCAUUCUUAUGCUAUUUCUUGUGGUCACGAGAGAGUUUGAGUACAAGAACUUCACCGACCCUAUUUUCAAGAUGAGAUGGAUACUGCCUACUAUUCGGAGUGAUCUUCUCCUUCUCGAAAACCAGGUUCCUCUCUUUCUUCUUAAUAAAAUUUUAGAGACAUCAAAGUUAGCUUCAUCCACAAGCUUAAACGAGAUGGCCUUCGAGUUCUUCAGCUAUUCGAUAAGAAAACCAGACGCAUUCUGGGAGAAACAUAAGAAUCUUCGGGCAAAACAUCUUCUUGAUCUCAUUCGCAAGACUUUCAUACCCAUCGUGUCUCCACCAACCACCCAAAGACAUUGCUGCAUCGAUAUUUCAAGUGGUUUUGGUGGAAAAACAAGACCAACUACACUCAAAAACACUUGUUCAAGUAAGAAAGGCAGUUCAAAGGAGAGCACUGGAGCACAAACGUCACCACCUCCCAGCCCUUUUCUUGGACUAAUUGUCUCAGCCAAGAAGCUUCGUCUCCGAGGAAUAAAAUUCAAGCGGAGGAAGGAUGUAGACACGCCGUUAGACAUAAGUUUCAAGAACGGUUUGCUUGAGAUACCAUUACUAGUCUUUGAUGAUUUUAUGAGCUCUGUUUUAAUCAACUGCGUCGCCUUCGAGCAGUUCAACAUGAGAUGCUCAACUGAGAUCACAAGCUACGUAGUUUUCAUGGGUUGUCUGAUAAACAUAGAAGAGGAUGCAACUUUCUUAGUGGAGAAAGGGAUCAUAGAGAACUACUUCGGGACGGGUGAACAAGUUUCUCUCUUCUUCAAGAACAUCGGGAAAGACAUCUCGUUCAGCAUAUCUAAGAGUUAUUUAUCAAAGGUGUUUGAGAGAGUGAACAAGUACGCUUCAAAAGGAUGCCAUGUACACUGGGCUGGGUUCAAGUACACACAUUUCAACACUCCAUGGACGUUUUUAUCAUCUUGUGCUGCUUUGCUGCUGCUUCUACUUACCAUAUUCCAAGCCUUCUUUGCAGCCUUCGCUUAUUUUCGUCCUCCCAAGAACAAUUGAACGGGAAAACUGGAAGAUCUCUUUUUCUCAGAGUGAUAUUGAUCGAAUAGUUAAACUGAAACCUGCUUGGGGAGCGAAUGAUACCUACGAAUGGGUUCAUGGUCUGGUUGUUUUACUGUGAAGUCGGAUUACUGGUUGGCGAGUGUGCUAGAUCAAUCAGAUGUCCGUAGAAAGGCUGUGGCAAGGCUUUCUUUUAAUGUCUUAAAACAGCAGAGUGUGGAAAGUGGAUACUGCACCCAAGAUACGUAAUUUUAUGUGGAAGGCUCUCUCGAACGCACUGGCGGUGAGUGACGAGCUUUUGGCUAGGGGUCUCUGCCGUGGAGGAUGCUUCUCCAGCCAUGCGAGCAUGAUGAUGACGCUGGAGUUUCCAAGAAGCCUUUGUUUCUGCAAUACUUUCCGGUAAGUGCUUAGCCAAUAGGCAGUCCGGCUUAGUUAGGAUCCUCCACUAUAUCUUAGCUAGGAAAGCUUGAUUAAAAUCUUGAAGAUGCUCUUGGCUAACUUUUACCGAUAGAAUAUGUAAAGAUAUUGUGAUUUUCGGGUUUGAUAUUCUGAAAUUUAUUGAUGUCUUAAUCGUACUAACCCGUAACUGAGACGAGUAUAGGCAUAGCAAGUUCACAACAACGAAAAGAAAAUACAAGAAACAAAUUUGGUAAAAAUCAAACUAAUUGUUCCUUACGAAUUCUAAUUUAGUUUGAGUCGUUAGACGACGUGCUGUCUCCCAAGUCAAAGUCUUCUACUGCGUUAAAUUUAGUGUGUGGUGGUGUGUAAGGCCGCCGCCGCCUUGGCGCUGCAAUAAAUAUUCUUCCUGCAAUUGCACCAAGUGUGUCACGGCAACAUCAAUUUUUGUUAGUCUUGCCAGUACAUCAAGAAAGAUGCCUUUUGAUGGCAUGCUAAUUCAUAUGGCAUAUUCGCAUUUGAAAGUUAAAAAAAAAUAACCGUAACUGUAUUUUUGAUGGCAUGCUAAUUCAUAUUCACAUGUUCGCAUUUGAAAGUAAA
Molecule: messenger RNA, 2567 nt
Organism: Raphanus sativus (radish)
Lineage: Eukaryota; Viridiplantae; Streptophyta; Magnoliopsida; Brassicales; Brassicaceae
Product: UPF0481 protein At3g47200-like
Exons: 2
Coding region: 99-1571 (490 amino acids)
Source: RefSeq, a predicted model, not a curated record